Messenger RNA from Neomonachus schauinslandi (Hawaiian monk seal), 1112 nucleotides. It is a transcript of the gene MAGEB16, whose product is annotated as MAGE family member B16. The transcript has 2 exons. The record is from RefSeq and is a predicted model, not a curated record. Gene Ontology annotation, cellular component: nucleus. Bases 81 to 1112 code for a protein of 343 amino acids. Gene Ontology annotation, biological process: negative regulation of transcription by RNA polymerase II. NCBI's taxonomy places the organism in Eukaryota, Metazoa, Chordata, Mammalia, Carnivora, Phocidae.
GGAUUCAAUCUGAGGCUGUGAUUCCCCAUUGCCCACUCCCCUGUCCUCACUCCUGUCUAUUGCCACUCAUAAAAGUCACCAUGCUUCAGAACCAAAAGAAUCCACGAUGCUUAUACGAUCAGUGCUUUCAGACCUGCAGUGAGAUCCAAGAUAUGGAAGUUGUACAGGUCUCCAAGGCUCUGGAAGAGACCCAUCUCUCCUCCUAUCCUCUGAUGCCUGGCAAUUCAGAGGAGGCUCCUGAUGCUGGUCAACCCAGUACCCCUGAGAGUCAUCAGAGUUUCUGCUCAUCUUCCAUUGCCAUCACAACCACCUCAUCAAGUGAAUUGAAUGAGAGCUCCAGGAGCCAAGAAGAGGAUAGCACCUCAUGGGCUGGGCCUGACCCCAGGAAUGUGCCCAUAGAUGCUCUAGAUAAGAAGGUGAUUUCGUUGGUCAAUUUCAUGCUGUUCAAGUAUCACAUGAAAGAGCCAGUGACAAAGGCAGACAUGAAGAUUGUCAUCAAAGAGAAUGAAGACCACUUCACUGAGAUCUUCCUGAGAGCCUCUGAGCACAUGGAGAUGGUCUUUGGCCUUGAUGUGAAGAGAGUGGAUCCCAUCAACCACUGCUAUGGCCUCUUCAUCAAAUUGGGCCUCACCUAUGAUGGGGUGCUGGAUGGUGAAGAGGGCAUGCCCAAGACCGGCAUCCUGAUCUUUAUCCUGGGUGUGAUCUUCAUGAAGGGCAACAGUGCCACUGAAGAGGAAGUCUGGGAAGCGCUGAAUUUGACGGGGAUAUAUGCUGGGAGGAAGCACGCCAUCUUUGGGGAGCCCAGGAAGCUCAUCACCAAAGAUUUCGUCAAGGAAAAGUACCUGGAGUACCGGCAGGUGGCCAACAGGGAUCCCGCACAGUUUGAAUUCCUGUGGGGCCCGAGAGCCCACGCUGAAACCACCAAGAUGAAAGUCCUGGAGAUGCUGGCCAAGUUUCACGGGACUGACCCGAGUUCUUUCCCAUCUCAGUAUGAGGAGGCUUUGCAAGAUGAAGAAGAGAGAGCCCGAGCCAGAAUUUCAGCCAGGUCUGUCUCUGCUUCUGUGGCCACUGCAAGUUCUAGUGCCAAGUCCAUUCAUUUCUCUUGCUCCUAG